UUCAAUGGUUGGUCGCAGCCAGGUUCACUCACACACAACAGCGCUGUCAACACAGAGGCUGUUAACAAGGACAAACAGAGGCAGUGAGGAGCUGAAGUCAGUGCGUCUCCUCCUAAACUCAUCUGUCCCAUCAUGGCUCUUUCAGGAUCUCAAUCACCGGAUGAUGCUCUGCACGGCUCUUGGGUGGAGCUGGAGGGUCAGAGAGAAGAUGCAGUGGGACCACCGGACACAACGGCCUCUCUACUGCAGGGGGAGAUAGAGAGAAUCCUGCUGGAAGCUCAGCUGGAGUGUGAGAGGGGUAGUCAAACUGAGAGUCCUCCACAGGUCAUGACCCCAAGAAAAUCUGGGUCACCGAAACCAGCCAGUGAGGGCGGCAGCAGCAGCAGCACAGAUUGUGUUACUAUACAGUCAGAUGAGAGUGACAGAAGGGUGAGUGCUGAAUGGGUGUGGGAUUGGUCCAGUCGGCCAGAGAACCUGCCACCCAAGGAGUUUGUGUUUCAUCACCCAAAGCAGUCCCUGAGCGUGAGGAAGACAGAGGUGAUGAAGAGGGGCUUGUUUUCUUCAGAUGUGCUCCUCAUCCUCCUCCCUUCUCUGCUUGCCUCACAUGCUCUGACAUUGGGUCUGGGACUAUACAUCGGCAAACGACUGGCAUCCUCAUCUACCAGCACGCUGUGACGUGACCUUGGGCAGCUCACCAAGUGGCACUGUAGCUCAAUCACGCCUCUUUUCUCUUCCUUUGACGGUGCAAAUGAGAGAGCAAAACCCUCCCAACACUCCCUGUAUCUGUCCAAGUCUGUCUCUCUGUCUUCACACCUUUAAAGGGGUCAUAUCUUGAGGAAUGAAAUCGUUGUUGAUCUUUUGAACAAAACAAAGAGUAAUUUGUGUGUGUAGCACCUGCAGCUCUGCAGAUCCUUCUGAAUAAUCCCAAAAAACGAAAAACCUUUACUUACAUUAUACUAACAUUCUAAGCAAGACUGUGUGUUUUGACCAACCUGGUUUCACAGAAAACCAUUUUUGCUAAAUGAGUUCUACAUGUAUCUUAACGAUUUUCUAGUGAAAUGAACACUAGAGGCGUAACAAUGAGUUUUAUUCACUCUCGCACAUUUAUAAUGAGUAAAACGGCUGAUCCAACAGCUGAAAAACACAUAUUUUUUGCUCUGUUACUCUUAAAAUGCAAUUUUAUGACAUUGAAACACUUUUACAUAACGCAUGAUUUAAAAGACAAUACGCUUUAACGCUUGCAAAACAUAAUCAACUACAAUUACAAGCUUAUUCCAGUGUGACUAAGCGCGGAAGACCUGGGUAUGAGUCCUAAAGAGCACGUGAGUCGACACGUGAGCCGAAACUGUCAUAGAAGUGCCAUGAAAUGACGUGGUUGCUUCAGCAAUUGUGUUUUUCAUCUCACAUUUGCUUUUAUGGCACUAUCGGUUAGGUUUAAGGUUUAGGGUUGGGAGGAAGGUUUUGUUGAUUUAAAACUCGUCUGUUUGGGAGAGCAUUUAACUCAUUUAACACACAGUGGACAUUUCACCAGGUCAAUGUAAGCGUAGCGUAGUUCUAGCGGGAAGACUAGCAACUGUACAUCAUCGCACCAUUAGAUGGGUAAUUCCCAGCCAAUCGCAUGUAAGCCAUUGCUUUAUAAGUCUGCUCACAAUCUAUCACAUUGCUGUUUCAGUGUAAUAACACGGCAACCUCCACCACCCCACUACCACCAGUU
Xyrauchen texanus (razorback sucker) is the source of this 1714-nucleotide messenger RNA. RefSeq names its product BCL2/adenovirus E1B 19 kDa protein-interacting protein 3-like. Lineage: Eukaryota; Metazoa; Chordata; Actinopteri; Cypriniformes; Catostomidae. The transcript has 6 exons. Gene Ontology annotation, biological process: positive regulation of apoptotic process; mitochondrial outer membrane permeabilization. The coding region runs from base 133 to 675 and encodes 180 amino acids. The record is from RefSeq and is a predicted model, not a curated record. Gene Ontology annotation, cellular component: mitochondrial envelope; nucleus; mitochondrial outer membrane.